Protobothrops mucrosquamatus (brown spotted pit viper) is the source of this 1948-nucleotide messenger RNA. Its product is annotated as neuropilin and tolloid-like protein 1. Gene Ontology annotation, molecular function: protein binding. The record is from RefSeq and is a predicted model, not a curated record. Lineage: Eukaryota; Metazoa; Chordata; Lepidosauria; Squamata; Viperidae.
AUGGGAUCCACCGUGAAAUUAUUUUUGGACCACGCCGAGAAGGAUCCUUUGGAUGAAGAAGCUUCGCGUAUUUACUACUGCCAAGGCGGCUCACUUUUGGCUCACUUGGGAACCUCCGCCGUAACUGGUGGGGCUAAUCAAACGACAGACUCCGCCCCCUCUUCUUUUUGUCGAGCUCGAUUCCGGGCGAUUAAGGAUAGGGUUGUCCUAACUAAUUUGUCAUUUCAACUAAUAUGUUUUUAUUUUCCAGUUGUAGCAAGUUUUAUCAUCCUACACUGGGCUGGGGCAACAAAAAAAGGAGCAGAAAAGCAAAGCAGUUCAGAAGGACAGAAGACAGUUCAGUGUGGAGUGUGGACAAAAUACACAGAAGGAGGUAUUUUCACUUCCCCGAAUUAUCCCAACAAAUAUCCUCCUGACAGAGAAUGUGUCUAUAUUAUAGAAGCUGCCCCAAGACAAUGUAUUGAAUUGCACUUUGAUGAGAAAUAUUCCAUAGAGCCUUCUUGGGAGUGUAAAUUUGAUCAUAUUGAAGUGCGAGAUGGACCUUUUGGAUUUUCUCCAAUAAUUGGUCGUUUCUGUGGACAGCAAAAUCCACCUAAAAUAAAAUCCAGUGGCAGAUUCUUGUGGAUUAAAUUUUUUGCUGAUGGUGAACUUGAAUCUGUAGGAUUUUCUGCACAGUACAAUUUCACACCUGAUCCCGAAUUCAAGGAUCUUGGGGUUUUGAAACCAUUGCCAGUUUGUGAGUUUCAAAUGGGAGGAUCUGAAGGAAUUGUGGAAUCGGUGCAGAUCGGAAAAGAAGGGAAAGCUUCUGAUUCUGAGGCUGUUGAUUGUAAAUGGUACAUCCGAGCACCACCACGAUCCAAGAUAUAUUUACGAUUCUUGGACUAUGAAAUGCAGAAUUCUAAUGAAUGCAAAAGGAACUUUGUGGCUGUCUAUGAUGGAAGUAGCUCAGUGGAGGAUUUAAAAGCAAAGUUUUGCAGUACUGUUGCUAAUGAUGUGAUGCUGCGCACAGGUCUUGGAGUAAUCCGCUUGUGGGCAGAUGAAGGCAGUCGAAACAGCCGAUUCCAGAUGCUCUUCACAUCUUUCCAAGAACCCCCCUGUGAAGCCAACACAUUUUUUUGCCAUAGUAAUAUGUGUAUUAAUAAUACAUUGGUCUGCAAUGGACUCCAGAACUGUGUAUAUCCAUGGGAUGAAAACCACUGCAAAGAAAAGACAAAAGCCAGCCUGUGGGACCAGCUUACAAAUACCAGUGGGACAAUCAUUGGGGUGACUUCCUGCAUUGUGAUCCUCCUUAUCAUCAUCUCUGUAAUAGUCCAGAUCAAACAGCCUCGUAAAAGAUUUGUCCAGAGGAAAGCAGACUUUGAUCAAACAGUAUUCCAAGAGGUCUUUGAGCCUCCUCAUUAUGAGUUAUGUACUCUUAGAGGGACAGGAACUUCAUUGGACCUUGCAGAUCUUGCAGAUGACUUUGAAAAUUAUCAUAAACUCCGUAGGUCAUCUUCGAAAUGCAUUCAUGACCACCACUGUGGAUCACAAUUAUCUAGCACUAAGGGCAGCCAUAGUAAUCUUAGCACAAGAGAUACACCAAUCUUGACAGAAAUUCAACCCCAGCCUGCAAAGCCCCUUAUCCAACCUAUGAACAGAAGAAACAUCCUCGUCAUGAAGCAUAGCUACUCACAAGAUGCUGCAGAUGUGUGUGAGAUAGAUGAAAUUGAAGAGGUACCAACCACGAGUCACAGGCUGUCCAGACAUGAUAAAGCUGUUCAGCGACUGCUUGAGAAUAGUGCAUUCCGGGGUGAUUUUGAAUAGACAACAGUGACUUAUGAAAGUCAGCUCUGGAACUACAAGCUAGAGAUGUUCUGGACUCCAAUGAACUACUCCAGUUUCGUGAAAAAAACCCAUCAGUCAAUAAUAAGCAAAAUUAAUGAAUGGCAAUAAGACCCUUAUUACUAUA